This is a messenger RNA of Nanorana parkeri, 2799 nucleotides long. It is a transcript of the gene TBC1D23, whose product is annotated as TBC1 domain family member 23. Gene Ontology annotation, cellular component: trans-Golgi network. The record is from RefSeq and is a predicted model, not a curated record. Gene Ontology annotation, biological process: retrograde transport, endosome to Golgi; embryonic brain development. The coding region runs from base 96 to 2252 and encodes 718 amino acids. Lineage: Eukaryota; Metazoa; Chordata; Amphibia; Anura; Dicroglossidae. The transcript is spliced from 19 exons.
UGUCACGUAAUAUGGGCUCACUUCAGCACAGCAUGUAUCAGGCCGGCUCCCUUCGUCGCUUUACGGCUGAGUGACGUGGAACGUCAACAGUGAACAUGGCUGAGCCAGAGGACGCGUCUCCGUUGUUUUCUCCGUCUCCGUUGUCUUCUCCGUCUCCGCCGCUUUCUUCCCCGGAAGCCGCAGAGGAGGAAGAGGCUGACUCCUGGGUGACCGAUCUAGCUGAGGCUCUGGAAGCUGGUGGCUGUGACUUGGAGACUGCAAGAAACAUUAUUCAAGGACGACCUGUUCCUUCAGAUCUCAGGGCAAAAGUGUGGAAGAUUGCACUAAAUGUGGCAGGAAAAGGGGACAGUUUAGCAUCCUGGAAUGAAACCCUAGAUCUUCCAGAACAGCCAAUGAUUCACAGAGCUUGCCAAAACCUUAUAGACCAGCUUGCUGUGGAGGAAGAAAGGAAAACGUCUGUCCUUCAAGACGUUGAAUCUGUUGUUACUUUUUACUGUAAAUCUCGAAAUGUCAAAUACCAGGAAGAUGUCAGCUGGAUUCACCUCCUCAAACCAUUGGUGGACCUCAACUUACCACGUAGCGACUUGUAUAAUUGCUUUUAUGCAAUCAUGAAUAAGUAUAUUCCCAGGGAUUGUUGCAAGAAAGGAAAACCAUUUCACUUAUUUCGUCUGCUUCUUCAAUACCAUGAGCCAGAACUCUGUUCUUUCCUAGACACAAAGAAAAUCACCCCUGACCUUUAUGCGCUUAACUGGUUUGGGAGCCUAUUUGCGCAUCCCUGCUCAGUGGACGUCACUCAAGCAAUUUGGGAUAGUUAUUUACAGCAGGCGGAUCCAUUCUUGAUGUACUUCUUGAUGCUGAUAAUGCUCGUCAAUGUAAAAGAUGUUGUUCUGGCAGAAGGAAUGGAAAGUAAAGAAGAGCUCAUCAAAUUUCUGGCAAGUCCUCCAACAAAUCUAGAGGUUGGAGACAUGGAGGACCUAUUUAGUUUAGCUCAGCAUUACCACAAUAAAACUCCUGUGUCUUUCCGUAAGGAUAACCAGAGCCUGUUUGGGAGAAGCCUGAUCGCUCUGAAAGAUGACACUGAUCUUAGCCAGGCUCUUUGCCUGGCUGUUUCUGUAUCAGAAAUUCUUCAAGCAAAUCAGCAAGAGGAUGGAGUACGGUUCUUUGUGGUGGAUUGCCGACCAGCAGAACAGUACAAUUCUGGUCACCUGUCUACUGCAUUUCACUUGGACUCAGAUCUGAUGUUGCAAAACCCCGGAGAGUUUGCCCUGUCAGUGAAGUCUCUUCUGGAAGCUCAGAAGCAAUCCCUCGAGUCUGGCUCAGUAGCUGCAGGAGAACACCUGUGCUUUAUGGGCAGUGGAAGGGAAGAGGAGGACAUGUAUAUGAAUAUGGUGCUUGCUCACUUCUUACAGAAAAACAAGGAAUAUGUUAGUAUAGCCAAAGGAGGCUUUAUGGUUCUGCAGCAACAUUUGGCAGAUAUAAAUGUCGAUGGACCAGAUACGGGGUAUGGACACUGGAUUGCCGGUACAUCAGGCUCACGUACCACUUUGGGUCCCUAUGCAGAUGAGGAUUCUCCUAAUGGUGUGGCUGACGGGAGAGGUGUGAAAUCUUUAGUUAAUAAAAUGACCGUAGCAUUAAAAACCAAAUCUGUGAAUGUGAAGGAAAAAGUGAUCAGCUUCAUUGAAAACACAUCCACUCCAGUAGAAAGAAUCACUUUCAAUCUUCCCUGGCCAGAGAGGGCGAGUUUGGAGCGACACAUCAGCAGCAGCGACAGGGUAGGAAAGCCGUACCGAGGUGUGAAGCCUGUAUUCAGCAUCGGAGAUGAGGAGGAGUAUGACACAGAUGAGAUUGAUAGCUCAUCUAUGUCUGAUGAUGAUCGCAAAGAAGUUGUUAAUAUUCAAACAUGGAUAAACAAGCCAGACAUCAAGCAUCACUUUCCAUGUCAUGAAGUUAAAGAAAACGGUCACAUGAUUCCAAGUAACCUUCUGGUAACAGCAACCCACAUGUAUUGUUUGCGGGAGAUCCAGUCUAGGAAAGGAUUUGCGUAUAUACAGUCAAGGCAAGCGCUGAGCUCGGUUGUAAAGAUCACAUCUAAGAAGAAACAUCCAGAGCUGAUCACAUUUAAAUAUGGAAACAGCAGUACAUCAGGAGUGGAAAUACUAGCAGUGGAGAGGUACUUAAUACCCAACGCAGGAGACGCUACCAAAGCCAUCAAACAACAGAUCAUCAAAGUUCUUGAUGCCUUGGAAAGCUAACAGCACCUCUACCACCCUUUUCUAUUUGUUGACCAGAAAAUAAAAUAGUUAAUUUAAUUUUCUUGGGGUUCUAUUUCAUAACACUCCUUUUGCAUAAGUUUUUUUUUUUUUUUAAUGAUUUCCAUUUUGACAAGUGUACAUUACUGUACUGAAAACGACUGUUCAGUAGAGGAGAAUGAUAUCUGACCUGAUCAUCCCAAGGCUCAGAAAUGGAAAUGAAGGAGGAAUGACAUGGACUGAAUGAUAUAUUUUUUUUUUUUCCUACAGUUGAUUUUGUGUAAAUAAAGGGGAAACACUCAGGUUAGCGUACCGGUGAUGGUAAGCACAGAGCCCUGACUGGAUCAGUAUUGACAGCGGACGGUGCACAGAAAGGACUGUACUAUGCACCAGAAGCGCUCCUCAUCAUAACCAAAUCACAUUUAACCACAAUGCACUAACAAUAGGUUUUAAUUUGUUUUUGUUUUUUGUACAUUCCAUCUAUAGUUUCCACAGGGCUAAAACCACCUCCCAGCUACCCCAAUUUGUUUCAUUAAUGUCCCAAUUUUCA